AUGGGUGCCGACUACUACAAGACCUUGGGCAUUUCCCGGGAUGCUGGGGAAGAUGAAAUCAAGAAGGCAUACAAGAAAAUGGCUCUAAAAUGGCAUCCAGACCGCAAUGGAGGGUCUGAAGAAGCCUCAAAGAAGUUUAAGGAGAUUUCAGAAGCAUUUGAAGUCCUCAGUGACAAGAACAAGCGAACCAUAUACGACCAAGUUGGUGAAGAAGGUCUCAAAGGCGCAGGGUCUGCGCCUGGUGCUGGAUUCCCUGGUUUCGCUGGUGGCUCAGGCUUCCCAGGGGGGGCCACAUUCACUUUCACAUCCAGCCCCGGUGGUGGUGGGGGCGGUGCGUUUGCGCCAAGUGACCCACAAAAAAUAUUUGAACAAAUAUUCAGCCAAUUUGGCGGUUUCGGGGGUGGCUCUGGAGGUAUGGGAGGUAUGGGCGGUUCACCAAUAUUCGGUGGCAUGGGCGGUCCUUCAAGUUUUGGUGGCAGGAGUGGUGGCAGGAGUGGUACGAGUGGCAUAGGCAGAAGUCCAAACAUUUUUGAUGAUGAUGAUAUAGGUGGUGGCGGGUCUUUCUUUGGAAUUCCGGGGGGCAUGCCAUCGGAGCGACCAUCUCCUAGACAUCAAUCAUCUACGUCAACGUCAACCUCGACCCCAGCACCUUCAGAAACCGUUCGCCCACUGAAACUCUCACUUGAAGAAUUAUUUUCGGGUACGACUAAACACCUGAAGGUCGGCCGACGACUGGCGGGGGGCUCUACGGAGGAGAAGGUGCUUGAAAUACAAGUUCUCCCGGGAUGGAAGAGCGGCACAAAGAUACGGUUUCCUCGAGCCGGGAAUGAGCAGCCGAACGGCGAGGCGCAAGAUCUAAUACCCUUGGUGGACGCACUCACAGGCGCAGACGGAAAGAAGACCAUCAUGGCUCUGGACGGCCGGAAAUUGCAAAUCCCUCUGCCUGGUGGCGUAGUGAAACCAAAUCAGGAGACAAGAAUUCCGAACGAAGGGAUGCCGAUUAGAAAACAGGGCAGCACGAAGAAGAGAGGAGACAUUAUAGUGCGGUGGGAUAUCGUAUUUCCAGACCGUCUUACGCCCUCACAGAAAGAGGGGCUGAGGAAGUUAUUGGGGUAA
Molecule: messenger RNA, 1116 nt
Organism: Suillus bovinus
Lineage: Eukaryota; Fungi; Basidiomycota; Agaricomycetes; Boletales; Suillaceae
Exons: 5
Coding region: 1-1116 (371 amino acids)
Biological process (GO): translational initiation
Cellular component (GO): cytosol
Molecular function (GO): protein-folding chaperone binding
Source: RefSeq, a predicted model, not a curated record